CGCUUCUCCCAGGACGGGUGAGACGAAUCAGUGGCGCCACAUAUGCGCACCUGUCCUCCCGGGGAUCAGAUCCGCCACAACGAGUACAGAAGGGGGUCUUCCCCAUGGCUGGGACACUUUCUCGGAGGUCAGAGAGUGAACCAGAGCCCUGGGACCGCAGGAAGAGACGGAGUUCCCCCGCCGGCCCUCACCCUCAGGCGCCGCCCUCGCCCCCCGCCGGCGUGGUCCUCCCGCCGCUCCCCCUACCUCUCAUCGCUCUUCCCAGCAGAACCGCAGAACCAGGCGUCCGAGCCCGGAGUAGGGCCUCCUUGGCGGCGGGGCGAGGGGAGGGGGAGCGGAGGGAGCCAGGAGCCGGGAGCGGGAGGCGCCGGCGGGGCUCGGGUGUCGGGAGGCGGCUCCCGCGAGCAGCUGUCGGGGGCCUGUUCCGGGGAGAGGAGCCAGAGCUGGGGCGGCUCGGGCCCAGGCGCCGCCUCCCCGCCCUCCUCCUCCCGCCCGCGCUCCCUCCCCUCGGCCUUCGUGCCGCACGCUUGGGCUCGCCGACCUCCCUUCCCCCUCCCGGGCCCAGUCGACCCCCGGCUCCCACGCCCUGCGCAGCCCUCGCGGCCCCCGCGCUCCUCUCCGCCCCGCCACGCCCACCCCACAUUCCCCUGCGCUCCCGGCCUUCCCCAGGUAACCAGUCCGCCACCCCCUCCUCGGCGCGCCAUCCCCGCGGUCGCCGGUCCUAGCCAGCAGCCCACUCUCUGGCGCUGCGGACCCAGGCCCGCUCCCUGCCCAUCCCCCGCCGCCCUGAGUUCCCCACAAAGAGCACCGCCAGGGGGCCUGCUGCUACCCGCUCAGGGCCCCCUACACGCAGGCCCCAGGAGGGGUUGGCGCCCCUCCCUACUCCCCCUUUUCUGGGCCUGGUUCCUGGAGAGAGGGGAGGGGGAGAGCCCUAGGGCACUGGGGAAGGAGCGGGUUCCCACAGGCCCGGCGCCCAGCCCAGCUACAGGAACCAGAAGGGGGAAGGGAACAGGGCUCACCUGUCCAGCCAGACUCCCUGUUUUCACACCACCAACCUUUGCUUCUCUCUGGCGCUUUCUGGGGCCCCGUCCUCCACAGCCCUACCUAGAUUGCCCCAGAUCCUGAUGGAGGGCCACCCUCUUCCAGCCCCCCUCCUCUCUUUAUCCCCUCCUUUCAGUUCCUCUCCCUGGCAGCCCACUCCCCAGUCUUCUCUGGAUCUCUGGAGUGUAGAUUAUCAGACCCUGGUUCCCCUGGACUCCCUGCGCAGGCUCAGAAGUCUUCCUUAGGGCAAGCUUUCCUUAGGCCCAGCCAGCUCUGGCCCUGGUGGGGACAGGAGGGUCGGAUUACUGGCAAAGAGAAACUAGAAAUGGAACCAGGACGAAUUUGGUGGCGGGGAGGAGGAAGAGGAAGGAUACUGGUAACAUCUGGUGCGGGCUGAUCUUUGUUUGGGGCAGUACUGGAGAUUGAACCCAGGGCCUUGAGCAUGCUAGGCAAGCAUUCUACCACUGAGUACAUUCCCAAGAGGAGGAAGAAGAGAGAGACACACUGAAAACCAGACACAGCCAACAAAGAUGAAAAGAUGAAAGCAGAACAGAUAGACAAGAGAGAACUGCUGGGCAGUGAACAGGUGAGGUGGGGGACAGAAGAGCUUGUCAUGGGGUAUGUUUCAGCACCACCUGUCAGCCCCACCUCUCUUACAACCCCACACCCCCAACCACCUAGACAAUGUCAGAUCACAGUAAGGUCUCUGGCUGUAUUGCUGAUCUCCACCCCAUUGCACGUCACAGCUGAUAUAAACUCACACCCUGUGUACAGUUUCAAACAACAGUCCCAUCAAAGAAACAUUAAGUCCCAAUCAGACAAGUACACAAAAGCACUACCAGGAAGAGGCUGACCCUUUGGAAAGGCCAAGGCAUACAGGGGCAUAGGUUCACAAACCCAACAACACUCCAGCUGCUAAGGGACCUGCUUACAGCCCCAUGGUCACUGGGAAAAGUGCCUCUUGCCCUCCCCCCAAACCCCCAGAGAUUCCCUAGAGCACCUACCCCUGUGCGCCAGCUCUGGGAAAUCUGGGGCCGGGAGAGGCGUGCCCAGGGUGGAGCCAGGCUGGGGGUGGGGCCAAGGCUUCCCCAGUAACUUCACCUGGGUCUGCACUUAGCCCCUCCUCCCUAGAGCUGUUUUCUGGGGAAGCCCUGGGAAGAUUGGCCAGGCCUAGCUACAGCUCCUCACAUCCUAAUGGGACAUUCCACACCCUAGGCCCAUGCUGAUAUGGACAGAAGUGUCUACUGGGGAGAGUAGAGGAUGCCAGAGAGUUCUGAAAGCAUUGCCCACUCUUCUCAUUCUCCCAGAUGAAAUUCCUAGUCAGUGAUGCCCACCUCACCCAGCCCAGGGCUGGAGGAGUUGGAGGGAUAUAGGGCUGGGGCCCAGUGGAAUCAAGUGACAACGGAAAGGGGGCUGGAGCCGGCUGGAAUGCGGGGCUUGGAGCCGAGAUUCCCAGGGGCCAGAGAGGGAAAUCCCAGCCAUUCUGGGGCCCACAGAACAGCACCAAAAGCCGAGAGUUUCUGCCGGCCAUCCAUAGCUCCCAGUGCCCAUUCCUCAUUUCUUAUACUACUCUCAACCACAGAGGCCCCAUCUCCUCCAGAUCCCCAAAGGACCUUCCAUCCCUCCCCCAAGCAUGCCCUCUCAGCCUGGGCUGCCCUUCCCUUCAAGCCUAUGGCCUCCUGCUGCCCAGGAAGGAGAGGAGGGGUAACAGCUGAAAAAAUGUGAGGAGAGGCACGUAGAGAAGAAAGCCCAGCUCUGGGCCUGCAGAGGCCUGCAGACCACCCGACCACUGCAGGAAAGCCCAGCAGGACCAGUGAGAGGGAGGAUGGACCAGAUGGGCCUUACAAAACACACACACAACAUACACACACACACACACACACACACAAUAGUCCCUUCUCUGAGAUGCAACUGCCUCUGAGGGAAGCAGGUUGGGUCAGCAGCUGGGGAGAGUGGGAAGAAACUGGUGGGAGGAGGGGGAGGGAAUGCGGAAGGCCCUAAGUGCAAGUCAUAACUUAAUGUCACCAAGUGUAAAUGGGAAAUCAAAGCCUGGAGUGUGAAGGAGGAAGAAGAGAUGACCUAGCUCUGGGAGAAAGAUGAGACAGAGUUUAGCUGUGGAUAGCCUUGGGGAGAAAGAAAGACUAUGGGGACAAUAGUGAUGGAACUCAGAGAGAGGCAAGAGAGAAACUGAGGCCUAGGCUGGGGAAACUGAAGGUGAGAGAGGGGGAAAGGUGGGUGAGGACAGAGAGCACACACAGCAAAAGGGGGCUCAGGAGGAGACUGAAGUCUGGGGAGAAAAGGAAUAGAGGAAGGGAAGAAACACAAACCUCAGAGAAGUGCCCUGGGAGGUAAGCGGACAAUGGAGACAUGAAUCAAGGAAAAGGGGAGAGGAGAGGUUGGAGUGAAAGUGACACAGGGGGAAGAGGUGGGAAGAAACAAGACUGAGGCCCAGAGCUUGAAACCAAGGCACACACAGGGAUGAGAAGUAAGAGGAUGAGGAAGGAAGGGCCACUUCGGGACAGACAGGAGGGGAGCGGGGAGAUGAGGUCCAAAGAUGAAUCCAACCUGUUUCUAGACUACUGGACCCAGAGGCCCCUCCCCUCCCUUUGGGGACAUUCAGCCCCUCAAUCUAUUUGCCACAUGUGGCCUCCAUCCAUCCCUUCCUCCCCAUCUCUAUUCCCCAUCCUUCUCUUCCUCCCACCACACCUCUAGCCAGGCCCACCUGGUAGGUAACUCCCCACAAAGGGGGAGGGGGGCUCAGCUUCAGUGCCUACUUCUGCUUUCCCAGUUCAGCUCUGACUUUCUCCCUCUCACCUCCAGCUCAGGAUUCUCCUGGAUCCUAGUCUCCCCAGCCUCGGGCCUUUGGGGUCCCAGCUCUGGGGCUGCUGAGGCUGCCUGGCUUUGUCCAAGAGUCCAGGGCCCGGGGCCCAGGAGCAGCUGCCCGGGCCAGCUGCAGCUGGCUUCAAUGUGACCAUGGCAACCCAACCGCUCCCCUCGCAGAGCCUCUCAGCCCCCGCAGAGAGAGGGAGGGGACAACCAGGCUGGGGAGAAUGGGAGAGGAGGCUGAGAACUGUGAGACUGAGCCAAAUGGAGACCCCAGACAAAGAGACCCCAAACAAAGGAAGGAGAAUAGGGAAAAGCAGCACUGACUAGCAGUGACUUAAGGCAGCUGCAUCAGGUCCUGCAGAGAGGGAAGAGUGGAGCGGGACACUAGAGGAGGGAGAAACCAGAAUUGACUAGGGUGGUCCAUCCAUUGGAGACCUCUUUCUGGGUCUCUGACAAUGCACUUCCUCUUUGUGGGAUUUUGAUUUUGCAUCCUGAAAAGAAGCUGAAUCCCAAUAUAUUUGGCUGCUCUCAAAGUAUGGUACAGUGAGAACCAUCCCCAAUUGCACCAUGGCUAUAAAAAUUAUCUUAAGCCAGAAGGCAUCCUCAGAUUUCAGGAACACCUCCCCAUUUCAAACAUACAAUGACCUAUCACCUGUUAAAUACAAGCAGCAUCUUCAGACACUGCACUCCAAUUCUUGGUUUGGAAACUGUGAUCCUCAAAGCCAAAUGCCUGAUUGGACUUGGAGAGAGUGGGGCCAGAGGGAGGGAGUAAUGAUGCCUCUCACAGCAUGUGAGAGGAAGCCAAGCAUCUAAUGGGGAGGGGAGAAAGCAACGCUUUGCCAACUGAGAGGAUUGAAAUCACUACUCCCCAUCUGGCUCCCCUUGGCUGCGUCCUAUACCACAACCUUCCCUCAUCAGUAGGAUGGAGACCCAGGAGUCUGUCUGGGUGGUAAUGACGUAACAUCUGCAAAGUACAGGCCUAUCUGAUAAAGCAACCAUUCAAACUCCACUAACAUCAGCUCUCUCUGUGGCUUUCUGAUGUGUCACUUGAGGCCUCUGAGUUCCACGUCCCAAUUUAUUCCACAAUUAUUAUUAAAGUGUGCACAAGGCAAGACUCUAACAGCAAGAAUUAUGAGAGAAAAAGGAGGAAAUAAAAGAGAAGUGUGAUACAUUCCACCAUGGGGCACUUACAGUCCAGAGGCAGAGCCAGGCAUGUCAGGACUAUAAUGGCUGAAGACAGGCUGGCUGAGCUGUAGAUGGAUCUGGAAGGGACUGUGAAGCCAGAAGAGGGCCAGGUCAGGUCUCAUGAAUGAGGUAGAAUGUGAGACUGAGACUGGGCCUUAGAUCAGAUUCAGAUAUGCAGAGACUAGCGAGGGCAGGGAGGUACCAACCUCGGAUGUGAACAUGCAGCUAUGACUAGAAGUCGUGUCCAUCCUAAUGAGUAACAUCAGAAAGGCAGUCUUGGAUUCUUCUUCAUAGUUUGGCAUAUUCUGAAGGUAAGGAGGAAGGGAUUUGGGGUUUCAGCAGGGAAAUGACAUGAUUGAUUUGUGUUUUUUAAUAAGUGGUUUCUGGGAACAGCAUGUAGGAUGCACUGUUCAGGGCAAUGGCUAAGGGGAGGGAGGAGUUAAUCCCAUCUGUGUCCUACCCACAUCCUCCUGUGGUUUGCCUCCAGCCCCCAACCAGGAACAUCAUGAGGAAAUGAACAUCUUGAGGAUCCUAUGAAGCUUCCAUUGUCUUGGUUGUGUUUGUACCAAGUGAAGGCCAGGAGACAAGUGCUAACAUUUCUACCCCUCCCAAUGCGGCUAACAUAAACCUGGGUUUCAGGAGUCUCCAAGGAAAACCUAUAAUGAUGGAUGGAAUCCUUGUUAAAGAUCCAAAGCCUUCCCCACCCUCAGGACCAAUAAGGACGUUAGAACCAGGGGUUUCUAGGCUACUGAGUGGAAUUCACAGAGGGAGGAGGUCAUAGAACAGACAUCUGGGGGUGGGGAACAAGGAAAAUUUACAAGAUAGUAUCAAGAAUUGUGGCCAAACCUCCAUCUUUCAGUAAUUUACCAAAAUGAUGAACACAAAGGGAAAGAGCAUAAGUACCAUUUAUAUGUUUUCUAUGCCUUUUAGAAGACAUGGUGUUAUUACCUUGGCCACAUACAGGCAAAUCUACAGAAGGGUGAUAUUGUAGACAUUACGGAAAUGGGCACUGUUCUGAAAGAAAUGCCCCAGAAAUGUUACCACGGCAGAAUGGGAAGAGUGUAUAAUUUUGCCCAGCAUGCUGUUGGCAUUGUUGAAAACAAGCAAGUUAAGGGCAAGAUUCUUGCCAAGAGAAUUAAUGUGCAUAUUGAGCGUAGUAAGGACUCCAAGAGCUAUGAUAGCUUCCUGAAAAGGGUGAAGGAAAAUGAUUUCAAAAUUAGAAAGCCACUGGGCACGGUGGUGUACACCUGUAAUCCCCAGGCUUGGGAGGCUGAGGAUUGUGAGUUCAAAGCCAGCCUCAGGAAAAAGCAAGGCACUAAGCAAUCAGUGAGAUCCUAUGCCCUUCUCCAAAUAAAAGAUAAAAUAGGGCUGAGGAUGUGGCUCAAUGGUCCAGUGCGGUGAGUUCAAUCCCCGGUACCAAACACACACACACA
Ictidomys tridecemlineatus (thirteen-lined ground squirrel) is the source of this 6485-nucleotide messenger RNA. Lineage: Eukaryota; Metazoa; Chordata; Mammalia; Rodentia; Sciuridae. The record is from RefSeq and is a predicted model, not a curated record.